Messenger RNA from Miniopterus natalensis, 2259 nucleotides. RefSeq names its product Rho GTPase activating protein 22 (gene ARHGAP22). Gene Ontology annotation, biological process: activation of GTPase activity; signal transduction. Gene Ontology annotation, cellular component: focal adhesion. Gene Ontology annotation, molecular function: GTPase activator activity. Lineage: Eukaryota; Metazoa; Chordata; Mammalia; Chiroptera; Miniopteridae. The record is from RefSeq and is a predicted model, not a curated record.
CUAUAAAAGCUGAUCUCCUGUUACUGGAAAACAGGAAUUAGCUUGUCUGCUGGAGGAUGUGGUUGGUUCUUUAUAGAAACGACACACAAGAACUCUGUGCAUAGACGGCCAGCUGCACUAUGCUGCCAACGGUCUCCAGCAAAAGAAGAACAUUUGCAGCCAGAUAUUUUGCCCGCUCCAAAAGCCUGGUGAUGGGGGAGCAGAGCCGGAGCCCUGGGCAGCCACCCUGCCCCCACGGGCUGGGCCCCGUGCUGAAGGCCGGCUGGCUGAGGAAGCAGAGGAGCAUCAUGAAGAACUGGCAGCAGCGCUGGUUUGUGCUGCGUGGGGACCAGCUUUUCUACUACAAGGGCAAAGAUGAGGCCAAGCCCCAGGGAUUUAUUUCUCUGCAAGGGACGCAGGUGACCCAACUUCUUCCUGGCCCUGAGGAUGCGGGGAAGCACCUCUUUGAGAUCAGCCCAGGUGGUGCCGUGGAGCGGGAGAAGGUGCCGGCCAGCCCCGAGGCGCUCCUGCUCAUGGCCAGUUCUCAGCGUGACAUGGAGGACUGGGUGCAGGCCAUCCGCCGGGUCAUCUGGGCCCCGUUUGGUGGAGGGAUCUUCGGGCAGCGCCUGGAGGACACAGUCCACCAUGAGCGGAAGUACGGCCCGCGCUUGGCACCCCUGCUGGUGGAGCAGUGCGUGGACUUCAUCCGGGAGCGUGGGCUCUCGGAGGAGGGGCUUUUCCGCCUGCCGGGCCAGGCCAACCUGGUGAGGGACCUGCAGGAUUCCUUUGACUGCGGGGAGAAGCCGCUCUUUGACAGCACAACAGAUGUGCACACGGUGGCCUCCCUGCUGAAGCUGUACCUGCGGGAGCUGCCUGAGCCUGUGGUCCCUUUCGCCAGGUAUGAGGACUUCCUCAGCUGCGCCCAGCUGCUCACCAAGGACGAGGGGGAGGGGACUCUGGAGUUGGCUAAACAAGUGAGCAGCCUUCCCCUGGCCAAUUACAACCUGCUCAGAUAUAUCUGCAAGUUUCUGGAUGAAGUUCAGUCCCACUCCAAUGUCAACAAGAUGAGCGUCCAGAACCUGGCAACCGUUUUUGGACCUAAUAUACUUCGGCCACAGAUAGAAGACCCAGUGACCAUUAUGGAAGGCACGUCCCUUGUUCAGCACCUGAUGACCGUCUUGAUCCGUAAACACAGCCAGCUCUUCAGUGCGAGGGCCACCGAGGGGCCGGCCACGCCCCUCGGGAGCGCACCGUGCACAGCGAGAUGGGGCUCUGAGGAGGUCCCAAGGGACAGCCAGCCAGAGCCCCACAGCCCCAGCGCGCCAGGCCUGCCCUCACUCAGGACCUCAUCUCUGGACGGGGCUGCUGUGGCCGCCCUCUCCAGAAACUCGCCCCUGGUCCCACGCGGCCACUGUAGCCCUGCCACCCGCAGCCCAGGGAAGAGGGUGCAGACUCUGCCCAGCUGGAAGUCUUCCUUUCGGCAGUCUGGGUCCCGGUCAGGGAGCCCGAAGGUGGGCAGCUCAUCCCCAGAGGUGCCCAUCAUCUCCUCUGGCGGGAACUGGCUCAUGAAUGGGCUGUCCUCCCUGCGCGGCCACCGCCGGGCCUCAUCAGGGGACCGGCUCAAGGACUCGAGCUCCUCGCAGAGACUCUCCACCUAUGACAAUGUGCCCGCACCCAGCCUUGUCCCCAGCACGCCCAGUGUGUCCAGCACGGCGUGGUCGGGGGCCUCCUCCUGCGAGGCCUCCGCUGGGGGCUCCGUCAGCAGCUGCACAGCCUGCCGGGCCAGCGACUCCUCUGCCUGCAGCUCCCUGCACUUUGAGGGCGCCCUGGAGCCCUCCCCCUUCCCCAGCAGCAGCGAGGAGUGCAGGUCCCCAGACCUGGGCCGCAGCCUGGAUGAGGUGGGCAUCGGCCUCAGCAGCAGUGAGCCCAGCGAGCCAGGCAGCCCGGCCCGCGACCAUGAGCACCGGGCCACGGCUCUCCAGGGCCUGGUCUCGGAGCUCCGGGCAGAGCUGAGCCGACAGCGGACUGAGUAUGAGCUGAGUGUGAAAAGGCUCGAAGACAGCACUGCUGAGCUGAGGGGACGAAUGUCACGGCUGGAGGAGGAGCUGGACCAGGAGAAGAAAAAGUACACGAUGCUGCAGAUAAAGCUGCGGAACGCGGAGCGGGCGCGGGAGGACGCCGAGAGGAGGAACCAGCUGCUGCAGAAGGAGAUGGAGGAGUUUUUCUCAACCCUGGGAAGCCUGACUGUUGGGGCAAAAGGUGCCGGAGCCUCAAAGUAAA